Acanthaster planci (crown-of-thorns starfish) is the source of this 3200-nucleotide messenger RNA. Its product is annotated as ADP-ribosylation factor-binding protein GGA1-like. Lineage: Eukaryota; Metazoa; Echinodermata; Asteroidea; Valvatida; Acanthasteridae. The record is from RefSeq and is a predicted model, not a curated record. Gene Ontology annotation, molecular function: phosphatidylinositol binding; ubiquitin binding; small GTPase binding. Gene Ontology annotation, biological process: intracellular protein transport; protein localization to cell surface; Golgi to plasma membrane transport. Gene Ontology annotation, cellular component: trans-Golgi network.
AUUGUUGACUAGCCAUUACCGACUUGAAAUCAAGUCUACUGCAAGGGGCAAAAUGGCGUCCAUUGAUGAAACUGAAACGCUCGAAACGUUGCUGAACAAAGCAACCAGUCCCAUGAACAGAGAUGAGGACUGGGAAUAUAUCAUGAAUUUCUGUGACCGUGUAAACGUGGAACUGGAAGGGCCGGAGAUAGCAUGCCGACUGCUCAGUCACAAGAUACAGUCACCCCAGGAGCGAGAAGCAUUACAGGCAUUGACUGUUGUUGAAGCGUGUGUGAAAAACUGUGGGGAGCCCUUUCAUAAGCAGGUGGGGAAGUUCCGCUUCCUGAAUGAGAUGAUUAAAUUAGUGUCGCCAAAGUAUCUUGGCACGAAAUCACCAGAGUCAGUCAAGAAGAAGGUGAUCGAGAUGAUGUACAGUUGGCAGGCUGGCUUGCCCCAAGAACCCAAGAUUAUUGAAGCUUACCAGAUGCUGAAGAAACAAGGCUUAGUAAAGGAGGACCCUGUCUAUAUGGAUAAGCAGUACUUACCACCUCCACCCCCUAGGCCCAAGAAUGCAGCCUUUGAAGAUGAAGAAAAAUCUAAGCUCCUGGCCAGACUACUUAAGAGCAAGCAUCCGGAGGACCUCCAGGCGGCCAACCGCCUCAUCAAGAACAUGGUCAAGGAGGACGAGAAGAAGACGGAGAAGCUCUCGCGGAGGAUGAAUGAGCUGGAGAGCUGCAAUAACAACGUCAAGCUGCUGACAGAAAUGAUGGAGCACUACCAGCCUGGAGUGACCAGUGAACAGGAGAUGGAACUCAUGAAAGAACUGUACAUUGCCUGUGAGAAGAUGCGACCCAACCUGUUUCGAUUGGCCAGCGACACAGAGGACAAGGAUGAUGGGAUAGCUGACGUCUUACAGACUAACGAUGCUGUGGUCAAGGUGAUGGAGAUGUACAAGGAGAAGAUAGGCUUGGACAGUCUGGACCAGCCCUCCUCCCCUUCACCCGUCAACAGUGUUCCCUCAGCGCCUUUGGCCAAAACAUCCAAUCAGGAAGAUUCAUUGCUUGACCUGAGCGGUCUGGACCCAGCACCCCCAGCCGUCAAUAACGCCAGCGAUAGCCUGGCGGCAUUUGCUCCAUACUCACCGCCUUCAUCCCCCAGAGUAGCAGCUGGGGUGGCCCCAACAACUCAACCCUCCAGCACGCAACUCCUGCAGGAUCAACUCUCAUCUCUUGGUUUUCCAAACAGUACCACCGGUCAGCCGUUGGCGCAGUCCACGCAGGGCUUCACAAGGACCUCUGUGACCCAGAGGACAAGCCCAAUUGCCUUGGAGAGUAUGCUGGGGCCAGUGCCAACCUCCGGCAUGCCCAACUACAGUAUCCAACAGCAGCAAGCAGGUCCCUCAGUUUUUGAUCUCAAACAGCCAAGCAACCCCCUGCAGCCAAGAAUGGGUGCACCCGUCAUGGCUGCACCCACCGCAGCCGGCGCUGCCAGCAUGGUGGUCCGCCCCAAUCAGCCCAUAGGAACCAUGGGUGGUACCAUUCAACCUGCAGGGAUCCACCCCACCACCAACCAGCCUGCGGUCAGGCUGCCGCCAUACAACAGAACGCACAGUGCGGGUGGAGCUGUGCUACCGCAAGGAGGGGGAGGAAGUGGCAUGGCUCACUCUCCUUUUGCCGAUUUGGAGAGUCUCGGGAAGAGCAUGGUGAAACAGCAGAUGAACGGAGUCAAACAGCCUUCAGUUAGCACACAGCAGCCAGUCACCACCCCACAACCAGCAGGCCAGCAGCAGCCGCAGCCAGCAGGACCACAGCUCUCAAGCCUGACGCCACCCACCCAACAGGCAUUGACAACCACGCAGUCGAUCACACAGCCAAUGACAUCACCCCCAGCCCAAUCCCCAGCACAACCCAUUCUCCCAACACAGACAACAGCACUCCCUGCCCCAACACAAUCCACUGUGCAGGGGACAUCCCAACCCACAGUGCAAGGGACGGUUCCACCAGUUGUGGCUACGUCUCCCCCAGCUACAGUUCUCUCACUAGCCGAUGUCUUUGUGCCAUUGGAAACAGUUCAACCCGGUACUAUUCCGCCAAUUACGGCCUAUGAGAAGAACUUUAUGAAAACCGUGUUUCAUUUUGCUAAGAAUGCCCCAAGAGCAGACAUAACAGUCCUGGUUGUCUCAACGAUGAGCACAAAUCCUUCAGCUGUGAAAAAUGUUGUAUUCCAAGCAGCGGUACCAAAGACGAUGCGAGUCAAGCUGCAGCCUCCCUCAGCCACAGACCUGCCUGCGUUCAACCCAAUCCUUCCUCCGGCGGCCAUCACCCAAGUCAUGUUGAUAGCCAAUCCGCAGAAGGAAAAGGUUCGACUCAAGUUCAAGAUACAGUACACAAUCGAUGACCAAGUGACGACGGACGUUGGUGAGGUUGAGAAAUUCCCAGUUUAACAGUUAUUUUUUAUACAGAAUUGGCUGUAUAGCUCACAAGUUGUUUUUGUUUUGUUUUUUCCUUUUUUUUGAGUAAAAAAAGACGAAAUUUUGUGAUUUAGUUUGUAAUGUUUUGGAAUCUUGGGCAAUAUUGAGGAAGGUUACUAAGAUUUAUUAGAAAAGGAAUCGACAGUCGAAUAUCUCCCUGUAAAACAGAGCUCGAACAUUCUUUGUACAAACUGUUUACAUGAGUAUGCUAUAAUAAAGUUUCACAGUGUAGUUGUAGGUCUCACCAGAGUGAACUAUCUUGUUCACUGCCCCUCACGAACUGGUGUGUAGAGAGUACAUGCCAAAUAUGUGUUAGACCAUGUGUCGAGCUAUCCCAUAAAUGCUAUUUUGCUAACUAUUUCUUUACUGUUGCAUCUUACCAAAGAAACGAGUACAUCUGGCCAUGUGAUUUUUAUCCCUAAAAUACAAAUUAUGUAAAACUGGAGUGGAUGUAUAUAGACUCCGUUACCAGUUGCAAAUAUCGCCAGCCUCUUUCAGCAACUCUUGUUUUUCAAUUUCUUUUAAAGUGUUUUCCCUCCUUUUUCUCUUUUGAAAUCCAUUAAGUUGAAAUUCACUUUUAACUUACAACAGAAGUAUACUUCCUCUUACCUCGGAAGUUAACUUCUCUUACCCACAGAAGUAAUUUUGGGAACAGCUGCAGAAUCCGUAAUAUCGGAUUGGAAAAAGAAAAUCGUACAGAGUAGUUUCAUCCAAAAGCUGUCCAAAAAUUGCCAGGAAUUCCUCGAAUUGU